AUGAAGUUUCUGCUGUUGCUCUGUUGGGCGCUCCUUGGUUCUGUGUCGGGCUUCAACCCCAUGGCCAAGAACGUACACAGUACCAUGACCCCGCUUUCGCCGCUCCAACCUGCUGAUCUGGGUCAAGAUUACGAAGCAACAUCUCCGACGACACUAACGGCAGUCCUCGGUCCAAUGGCUGGCCUUACAACAGGUCUGGUCACCUUUGCCGGUGCCGCCUUUGCAGGAGAAGAAAUCGAAAUGGCCGAAUUGCCCCCACCAUAUGUACCUGCCAUAUUUGCUGUGGGCUUGUUGGUUGGUGUGGGUGUUCUGACCGGAAGUCUGGGAAAUGUCAUUGAUGAAGAGGCUUCAUUGGGUCUUCAGUCGGGAGCCCGUGCCCGCAAAGAAAUUGAGCGAAGCAGGUCAUCCUAUUUCAAGAAACGCUAG
This is a messenger RNA of Seminavis robusta, 426 nucleotides long. The record is from the annotation of a GenBank genome assembly. NCBI's taxonomy places the organism in Eukaryota, Bacillariophyta, Bacillariophyceae, Naviculales, Naviculaceae.